Molecule: messenger RNA, 609 nt
Organism: Tetrapisispora phaffii CBS 4417
Lineage: Eukaryota; Fungi; Ascomycota; Saccharomycetes; Saccharomycetales; Saccharomycetaceae
Exons: 1
Coding region: 1-609 (202 amino acids)
Source: RefSeq, a predicted model, not a curated record
AUGUCAAAUACUGACGAUGAAACAAGUACCUUGUUUCGUGAUUCAAUUCUAAAUUAUUUCACAAGUAAAAGAAAUGUAAUCAAAUUGUUAAGUGACAAAUUGGAUGGGUUAGAAUUACUCGAAACGGAUGAAUCGGUAGAGAAAUAUUUAGAAGGAUGUGAGUACCCUUGCAAUUGUAAUUUUACCAAUGUGAACGCUGAAUUCGAUCUCAAGCCCAUCAGGUUAAAUACACAGCAUGUAAAAAAUCAGGACAGUAUCUCCAACGUGUCAUCGUUAUUUGAAAGAACCAGUGAAGAUUAUAAAAUGAAAAUUCAAGAAGAAUUUGAAAAUGUAUCCAUCUGUACAGAUUAUGGUAACGAACCUCUACAAGAAUUUCAAGAUGCAGUCAUGGCCUGUGUCACAUAUCCAAUUUGGUAUAUAAACAAUGAGGAUGAUGUUGGCGAUUAUAUAGCCGACCUUGUAGAAUACUAUGAACCACUAGUUGGCGAUUUGGAGCUAAUGGAGGAGAUCUUGAAAGUAUUCAUGGUAUUUGGACAAGAAUAUCAUAUUUUAAAUAGCGAAUGGUUCUAUAGUUUUGAGUUAGAUACCUUCUUUAAAAUUGUAGUUUAG